Hyposmocoma kahamanoa is the source of this 612-nucleotide messenger RNA. RefSeq names its product MD-2-related lipid-recognition protein-like. The coding region runs from base 90 to 545 and encodes 151 amino acids. The record is from RefSeq and is a predicted model, not a curated record. Gene Ontology annotation, molecular function: sterol binding. Gene Ontology annotation, biological process: sterol transport. Lineage: Eukaryota; Metazoa; Arthropoda; Insecta; Lepidoptera; Cosmopterigidae. The transcript is spliced from 4 exons.
UAGAAACUGCCCAUCGUUCACAACAGCCCCGUACGUAAUAAAGCUCACGGGAUAGUCCAUACUUGUAUAAUUAACAAUUUAAAACAAAAAUGCGCGUGGUCAUUUUUAUUUGUGCUUUACUAACUGUGAUCAAUGGAGAGGAGCUAGAUGUACAUUACUGUGACGGUGUGGGCAGUGAGCAUUGCAUCAUCGAAAAGAUUCGUAUGACCCCAUGUUCAACGCCAAAGAAAGAGUGUAGCAUUAAAAGAAAAUUUAAUGCUAGUAUCGAAUUUGAUUUUACCCCUAAAUUCGUAGCCGAGAAUUUAGUGGCAAUUAUAGUAUGGACCAACGGACCAACGAGCGAAAUUGAAUUUCCGGGUUUUGACAAGGAUGGCUGCAAAUUUACUACCUGCCCCACUGCAGACGGUGUCACCCAGAGCCUUUUAUAUUCUUUACAUAUAGGACAAAAAGAACCAGUUGGCGCGUAUCAACUAAAAUGGAAAUUAUACGACAUAAACAACGAAUCCAACCAGUGUUGCUUUAAGUUUCGUGUCCGGGUACGCUAAAUAUUUGUAAACUAAAAAUAUUAAAUGAAUAUUAUAUGCCUAACUAAUAAAUAUUGGCGUUAAUUUU